Messenger RNA from Cercocebus atys (sooty mangabey), 1076 nucleotides. It is a transcript of the gene SYCE2, whose product is annotated as synaptonemal complex central element protein 2. Gene Ontology annotation, cellular component: central element. Lineage: Eukaryota; Metazoa; Chordata; Mammalia; Primates; Cercopithecidae. The transcript is spliced from 5 exons. The record is from RefSeq and is a predicted model, not a curated record. Gene Ontology annotation, biological process: synaptonemal complex assembly. Bases 421 to 1053 code for a protein of 210 amino acids.
GCACCACUGCACUCCAGCCUGGGCGACAGACCAAGACCUUGUCUCCAAAAAAAAAAAAAAAUUGUUAUUGAGAAUAUUUUCCAAGGCAGAGUGGAUGAAGUUAGAUGUACAGAAUAAAUACAGGACUCUCUGAGAUCCCUAUAACCUGAGCGCUGCGUGUGACCCUGGAGCCUCACAGGGGCACACACGGGCACACAGAACUUAGCCUCCUGUUCUCCAGCAGCGCCUAUUGCGCGCGCAGCCCCGGGACCACGAAACUGCUGCUUAACGGUCGGCCCCGCCCCAUUGGCCGCGCAAGUUCUCAAAGGGGGCGGGGCUGGGAGCACGAGUCGCACAACAAGCACGCGCCGGCGCGGAGCUCACCAGGGGCGGGUCGGCGCAUGCGCAGAUGGUGCGAGCUUGAAGGCGGGAAAAUACGUAAUGGAGCGACAGGGAGUGGACGUGCCCCAUGUGAAGUGCAAAGACCAAGAGCCACAGCCCUUGGGGGAGAGCAAGGAGCAUCAGCGGUGGGAAGAGAACUGCAAGGAGGAAGCUGGUGGAGGGCCAGCUAGUGCCAGUUGCCAGCUGACAGUGCUGGAAGGGAAGUCGGGACUCUACUUCUCCUCUCUGGACUCAAGCAUCGACAUCCUGCAGAAGAGAGCCCAGGAGCUGAUCGAAAACAUCAACCAGAGCCGGCAAAAGGACCAUGCACUCAUGACCAACUUCAGGAACAGCCUGAAGACCAAGGUUUCGGAUCUGACAGAGAAAUUAGAGGAGAGGAUCUAUCAGAUUUAUAAUGACCACAACAAGAUCAUCCAGGAAAAGCUCCAAGAGUUCACCCAGAAAAUGGCAAAGAUCAGCCAUUUGGAGACAGAGCUCAAACAAGUCUGCCACAGCGUGGAGACUGUGUACAAAGACCUGUGUCUCCAGCCUGAGAGCCUAAGACUCAGACGGGGGCCAGACCACUCUAGGGGGAAGUCCCCACCACGUCCCAGCGACUCACAGCCCCCAGACGUGUUCGUUUCUUCCGUGGCUGAAACUACUUCUCAGGUGGUUACCAGUAAACUGGCCUGACACCUUGGGGUCAGAUGUGCAGC